This is a messenger RNA of Dalotia coriaria, 957 nucleotides long. It is a transcript of the gene tsr, whose product is annotated as Cofilin/actin-depolymerizing factor homolog tsr. Lineage: Eukaryota; Metazoa; Arthropoda; Insecta; Coleoptera; Staphylinidae. Gene Ontology annotation, biological process: actin filament severing; actin filament fragmentation. Gene Ontology annotation, cellular component: cytoplasm; actin cytoskeleton; actin cortical patch. Gene Ontology annotation, molecular function: actin filament binding. The transcript has 3 exons. The coding region runs from base 150 to 596 and encodes 148 amino acids. The record is from RefSeq and is a predicted model, not a curated record.
AUGCGCAUUGUGACAGCCGGCAGAUCAACGUCCGCCAGAACCUCCGACGAGCGGCGUACCAGCGACGUACAGUCCGCUAAGUCCGGUGCAUCUGGUGCGUUUACAAUCCGUUUUUCAGCUGCACGUUCUCGCCACCCGGUUAAUUCAAUAUGGCGUCAGGAGUGACGGUUUCAGACGUCUGCAAGACAACCUACGAAGAGAUCAAAAAGGACAAGAAGCAUCGUUAUGUGAUCUUCUUCAUCAAGGACGAGCGACAGAUCGACGUGGAGGUGAUCGGUGCGCGCGAUGAGGAAUACGAGCAGUUCCUCACCAACCUGCAGGCGGGCGGUGCCGGCGAGUGCCGCUACGGCCUCUAUGACUUUGAGUACAUGCAUCAGUGUCAGGGCACGUCCGAGUCCUCGAAGAAGCAGAAGCUCUUCCUCAUGUCCUGGUGUCCCGACACCGCCAAAGUCAAGAAGAAGAUGUUGUAUUCCAGUUCGUUUGACGCGCUGAAAAAGUCGCUCGUCGGUGUACAGAAGUACAUCCAGGCGACCGACCUGUCGGAGGCUAGCCAAGAGGCCGUCGAGGAGAAGCUGCGUGCCACCGAUCGCCAAUAGUUUCCUACCUUAUCCUUCGAUCGCUCGAUUGAGAAUAAUAAUAAUAAUAAUGACUGUCACACUCACCCCAUUUUCUGCAACUCGUUUUUCCGGCGUCGGACCACCCAACCAAUCAGCCAACAGUUAAGAACCGCGUAACGCUAAUCCAGUGACGAACGGACAACCACCUCCCCACCACCACCAUUUUCUAAACGUAAUGAACAUAUUGUCGAUUUUUAUAUGAUUAUAAUGGAAUACGAAAUUGCGAGCGAGCAAAGUUAAAUAAUAAAAUGAAACACGUAAGCGAAGGUAAAGUCGAAAACGGGUGGCACUAUUUAUAUAAGUAUUUGAUUAUUUAAUAAAGCUUCAUUUUUAAACUGUA